Molecule: messenger RNA, 1686 nt
Organism: Papaver somniferum (opium poppy)
Lineage: Eukaryota; Viridiplantae; Streptophyta; Magnoliopsida; Ranunculales; Papaveraceae
Exons: 6
Coding region: 1-1686 (561 amino acids)
Molecular function (GO): nucleic acid binding; zinc ion binding
Source: RefSeq, a predicted model, not a curated record
AUGUCAAGGCGUGGUACUAGGAGACGUACUGGUACUGGAAGAGGUAGCACCGGAAAUGGUGGUCCUAUUGAUGGAGAUGAACCACAAUUAGGAAAUCAGACUGUGAAUAGAUUAGCUACUUUUCAGCUCACUGAAGAUGCUCAUAUUUGGUGGACUUCAGCAUCACGUGGCUUGGAUCAUGCUACCAUGAUAUGGACAGACUUCAUUCGUAUGUUUGAUGACAAAUAUUUCCCUCAGAGUAUUCGAAAUGCUAAGGAGAGAGAGUUUCUUGCAUUUAAUCAGGGUACUUUAUCUGUUACAGAGAAUAUUGUUGCAAAUCAUAUGAUUGACACAUAUGUUAGGGAUGUUGAAUGUGUCAGAGAUCUCGAGCAAGAUUUCUUGGCUCAUAAGAGGGAUGAGGAAUACUUGAAGAAUGACAAUAAGGUUGACCGUGCAUCAAAGGUUUCUUCAGGUCAACAUGGAAGUGGUAAGAACCACCAGACCCAGAAUGUCACUCAACAAGGUGUUCAUCCAGGGAAUAAAAGGAAGGGGCAUUGGAAUCAAUGGAAUCGUGGUCAGAAGAAUGGAGGCAACGAAAGAGCAAUAGUGUCAGCCGAAGGUGAGGUUGUUAGCGCUAAACCAAUUAACUUCUAUGGGUUUUGUUAUAACUGUCGUGAAAGGGGACAUAAGGCAUCAGAAUGUACCAAAGAUAAGCCUCGUGGUCAGGGUCAACUCUUUGUCGUGCAACCUCGUGAGACAGGGAAUACUACUUUGGGAGGUACUUUCUUCAUUUUAAGUGAAACUGUUAGUAUUUUGUUUGAUACCGAAGCUACUCAUUCUUUCAUUUCUGCUAAGUUAGUUGGCAUGAUAAAUCUUUCUGUGAAUUUGGCGGAUCUUUAUGUGUUAGAGAUGGUUCCUUACGAUGUAAUAUUAGGAAUGGUUUGGUUAUCUUCUAAUUUUGUGCAAUUGGAUUGUGCUGAAAGGACAAUCACUUUUGCAAAGCCGGGUCAAUCUAAGGUAGUGGUGCAGCUUACAUCUCGAAAUCUGUUUGUAGAAGCUUUCCUUAGUCAUAUUGAGGGUGAAUUAGUAGAUAAUGAGUUUCUGCAGAUUGCGAGUAUACCUGUGGUGUCUGAUUUUGCAGAUUUUUUCCGACAGGUUCCUGGGUUACCUCCAAGUAGGCAAGUCACGAUAAGAAACAAGUAUCCUUUGCCUAGGAUUAAUGAUCUAUUUGACCAGUUGAAAGGGGUUAUAUGGUUUUCGAAGAUAGAUUUACGUUCAGGCUAUCAUCAGCUUCUUGUUAGGGAGAAAGAUAUCUCUAAGACUGCAUUCCUGACUCGUUACAGUUCUUAUGAGUUUCUGGUGAUGCCUUUUGGGCUUACGAAUGUACCAGCGAUUUUUAUGGACUUGAUGGAUCGAGUAUUUAGAAAUUUUAUUGAUCGGUUUGUCAUUGUUUUUAUCGAUGAUAUUCUUGUGUACUUUAAGACUCGGGAACAACACGUGGAAUACUUACGCUUUGUGUUGCAGACUUCGAUAGAGCAUCACCUAUUUGCAAAGUUUUCGAAAUGUGAAUUCUGGCAACAAUCAGUUGAGUUUUUGGGGCAUAUGAUAUUUGAAUCCGGAGUUUCUGUAGACCCUUCCAAGAUUGAGGCAGUGUUGAGUUGGAAACAACCUACAACGGUUCAGAGAUUUGAAUUUUUCUUGGUUUAG